AUGAAAACCGAAGAGUUUAACUUCAACCAUGCAACGGUACUGAUGCCGCAUGAUCCUGUUCAACUACGAGGCAAGAGUCGUGAUAGUGGUAGGAUGAUCGUGCUUGAUCGCUCCACGGAUAAGAUUGAGCACACAGUAUUCCCGACUAUAUGUGACUACUUUCGGCCCGGCGACCUUUUGGUCUUGAAUGAUAGCUAUAUGCUGUCAAAUACACUGUGGUACCAUACCGGUGAAGAAACUGUGCAAGCAACUGUAUAUGGCCACGAGCCUGAUGGCUCUACUAUUGUCGAGAUCAAAUCCAACAAGCUGCCCGUCAAGCAAGGCCUUACCCUCACAUCAGCUGAUGACAAGCGUCUGACCUGCGUCCUGCUCGAAUCCCAACCUGACCAGCUCUGGAAGGCCAAGUUCGAACCCUCUGAGCUAUUAGUGCCGACGCUGGAACGACACGGACUUCGCCUCGACGAGUCAGUGCACCUCAAUCCAACGCACUGGCAAGCUGAUCGUGAAGCUUAUCGAUCCGUAUACGCCAAAAAGCCUGGGUCCCUGGAGAUUCCGUCCGCUGGACUUCACUUUUCCCAUGAGCUGCUAGCCCAAAUAACUGCCAAGGGAGUUGAUAUAACUUCGAUUACGCUGCAUGUCGGGGCGACGGAGGUCCUCGCCGUUCGUCAUAUUAGUGAGGAAGAGAUCGAGAAUCAUAAGGUGAGAUCUGAGUACUUCGAGGUUGGAGACGAGGCAGCUACAAAAGUCAACAAGGCCCGGGCCGAGGGGCGCCGUAUCAUCGCAGUUGGUACAACUGUCAUGAGAACCCUCGAGUCGCUUGCGGUUAACAAGGAGCCCAAUGCCAUCAUUCAACCUCAAGCUACGUGGACUGAUCUCUAUAUCUAUCCUGGCUUCAAGUUCAAUGUCGUGGAUGUGCUUUUAACGAACCUCCACCGACCACGAUCCAGCCACAUCGUGCUUACUGCAGCCUUUGCCGGUAAAGAUUUUGUUAUGCGCAGCUACGAUGAGAUUGGCAAGCACGGAGGGUAUGAGUUCGACAUGUUCGGCGAUAGCAUGCUAAUUGUGUAG
Arthroderma uncinatum is the source of this 1068-nucleotide messenger RNA. RefSeq lists its product as uncharacterized. The coding region runs from base 1 to 1068 and encodes 355 amino acids. Gene Ontology annotation, molecular function: S-adenosylmethionine:tRNA ribosyltransferase-isomerase activity. The transcript has a single exon. Lineage: Eukaryota; Fungi; Ascomycota; Eurotiomycetes; Onygenales; Arthrodermataceae. Gene Ontology annotation, biological process: tRNA queuosine(34) biosynthetic process; tRNA wobble guanine modification. The record is from RefSeq and is a predicted model, not a curated record.